Messenger RNA from Saimiri boliviensis boliviensis (Bolivian squirrel monkey), 1773 nucleotides. RefSeq names its product NADH:ubiquinone oxidoreductase complex assembly factor 3 (gene NDUFAF3). NCBI's taxonomy places the organism in Eukaryota, Metazoa, Chordata, Mammalia, Primates, Cebidae. Gene Ontology annotation, cellular component: mitochondrial inner membrane. The record is from RefSeq and is a predicted model, not a curated record. Gene Ontology annotation, biological process: mitochondrial respiratory chain complex I assembly.
CGCGCCCGUGGGGCUGGAGAGGAAGUAAACCCACGCGUCCGCCUCGGGGACACCCCCGCGCUCGGAGCUCUUUGUCCAGUGAUUCUGCCAGCGCCCAGAGCACCAGGGGCCCACACAGCAGCGGCGGGAACCCCGGAAACCUUUUGCGACCGCCCCCAGGAGACCCACCACCAGGCCCCGACUGUGCCAAGCUUCCUGCUCGCCCAGCCCCGCAAGUAGCGAACGCGACAAUGUUCCCCUGAGGCCACGACAGAGCCAGCGUGCCGAGAUACCCAAUCCCCGCGCGGGCGCCAGCGACUCUCGCGCCAGUAGGCCCUUGACUUGGUUCAAGACGGGGGACUGGGGACUCCCAGGACGAGAGCAGAGUGAACGAGGACAAGGUGAUGCUCCACGCGCUUCUACUUCAAGUCUGGUCCAGUUCUGCCCGGCCUGGCCCAGCCACCCACACACUACCUUCCGCUUGCUCUGGCUGCUCGCGGACUUGGAGCCAUUUUAAGGCGAAACCACCUGGCCACGCCCCCUGGAGCACCCGAGAAACCAAUCCACGCUCGGCCACGCCUCUCUCAGCGCGCAGCAGAGAGGCCAACGGUCGCGCGUGUGACGGUUAGGGCGGGGCGUGCUUCGCCUGUGAGCCCGAGAAGCUUGAGCCGGCUGACCCGCCCACGGUGCCUGAAGCCCCAGAGGCUAGGAUUAGGGGCUCGAAGUCUGGCCCCGACCGCUUGGCCAGGUGUUCGGUUCACAACUAGGUGGGCGGCUGCCCCGCCUCAGGAGCGUGGCUUAAUAGCUGAAAGCCCGGGGGCCAGGCCGCGACUGCGGCUCAGGCAACGCCCUGAGGGCGGCCACACUACCAGGUGUUCCACUCCCCUGGGACUGUGGGCAAGGGCCCGGGGCGGGGCGAGCGGCAGGUGAUGACAUUGGAGCUGCGCCGGAGGUCGGGGGACUCGUCCUCCCAGGACAGUUGACACUCGCCUGCUGGGCUGGCCGAGCUGUGCCGUGCCCUCCGGGACGCAGGGGGCGCUGCACCCGCGCCGGGUCAGCCUCCGCAGGGCCCCGCCAACCCUGUAGCAACCGGCGCCGGUGACGACUUCGCCGCGCGUCGGUCAGCCAUGGCCACCGCUCUCGCGCUACGCAGCUUGUACAGAGCGCGACCCUCGCUGCGCUGUCUGCCUGUUCAAUUUUCCUGGGCCCCGCGACGAGGGCAUCGGCUCUCGCCAGCAGAUGACGAGCUGUAUCAGCGGACGCACAUCUCUCUGCUGCAACGCGAGGCCUUUCAGAGCAUGUACAUCGACAGCUACAGCAGCCGCGGCUUCAUGAUCAACGGAAACCGCGUGGUCGGGCCCUGCGCUCUGCUCCCGCACUCGUUGCUGCAAUGGAACGUGGGAUCUCACCAGGACAUCACCGAAGAGAGCUUUUCCCUCUUCUGGAUGCUGGAGCCCCGGAUAGAGAUUGUUGUGGUGGGGACUGGAGACCGGACCGAGAGGCUGCAGUCCCGGGUGCUUCAAGCCAUGAGGCAGCGGGGCAUUGCUGUGGAAGUGCAGGACACGCCCAAUGCCUGUGCCACCUUCAACUUCUUGUGUAAUGAAGGCCGAGUAACCGGAGCUGCUCUCAUCCCCCCACCAGGAGGGACUUUACUCACAUCUUUGGGCCAAGCUACUCAGAACCACCAGGAACUGACCUGCUGACUGCACUCUGCCAGUUGCCAAUGCUUUCACUCUUAUCUCCCCUUUGGCACUUAUCUUGCUUAUCAACAUAAUAAUUUAUACACUUCUCCCA